AUGGAGUGGACUUCAGGUUCGCUUACUGCUUCUUUAGCAGGUGUUCUUUUACUGCUGCUCGUCUGGUUAAAGGCCAGGAAUGGCUCUACCAAACUGCGACCACCAGGGCCACCAGGGUGGCCAUUGGUUGGCAACAUGUUCGACCUUGGAGACCUGCCGCACCAGACAUUGUACAAGUACCGGAAAAAGUAUGGACCCGUGGUUUGGCUGCAGCUUGGGGCGGUGAACACAAUGGUUGUACAGUCGCCCUCAGCUGCUGCCGAACUUUUCAAGAAGCACGAUGUUCCUUUCGCUGACCGCAAAGUACCUGAUGCACUAACAGCCUUCAACUUCAAUGAAGGAUCAUUGGGUAUGAAUACUUUUGGCGGCCACUGGCGUGUACUGAGACGACUGUGUUCCAUGGAGUUCCUAGUCAACAAACGAAUGAACGAGACAACUGACCUCCGACGGAGGUGCACUGACAACAUGAUCCGAUGGAUUGAGGAAGAUGCAGCAGCUUCACAAGCACAGGGAGGAUCAGGCGCUGUGCAGCUGAGCCGCUUCCUCUUCCUCAUGGCUUUUAACCUGGUUGGCAACCUCAUGCUGUCACGAGAUCUCUUGGACGCAUCAUCCAAGGAUGGGAGCGAGUUCUUUGACUGCAUGAACAAGAUCUUGGAGUUGGCUGGGACGCCUAACGUGGCAGACUUCCUGCCCUUCUUGAAAUGGGUGGACCCACUGGGGAUCAAGAGGACUAUGGUAAGUAACAUGACGAGAACCAUGAGGAUCGCAUCCAGCUUUGUGAAUGAGAGGCUUCAAGACAAGAAGAAGGGUAAAGAGGGGGUGAAGAAAGACUUCCUGGAUGUGCUGCUAGAGUAUGAAGGUGAUGGAAAAGACGGACCUGAUAGGAUUACAGAGAAGAAUGUGAACAUUGUCAUAAUGGAAAUGUUCUUUGCUGGCUCAGAAACUACAAGCAUCAGCAUUGAAUGGGGUUUUGCAGAGCUACUACGCCACCCUGACAAACUGAAAAGGGCUAGGGAAGAGAUUGACAGAGUUGUUGGACUAAAUAGGAAAGUAGAAGAGAGCGACAUGGAUAACCUGCCAUAUAUGCAAGCUGUGGUGAAGGAAGCACUCCGAUUACACCCCGCACUUCCUCUACUCCUCCCACGGAACACCAUGGAAGAUACUGAAUACAUGGGGUAUCUCAUUCCCAAAAGUACACAAGUUUUUGUGAAUGCUUGGGCAAUUGGAAGGGAUCCAGAUUCUUGGGACGAUCCUUUAUCCUUCAAGCCUGAGAGAUUUCUAGACUCAAGCAUUGAAUAUAAGGGGCAGCAUUUUGAGCUGAUUCCAUUUGGAUCUGGGAGACGUAUUUGUGUAGGCUUUCCUUUGGCUCAUCGAGUGGUUCACCUUGCUCUGGCCACCCUAGUACAGACUUUUGACUGGGAGUUCAGUGGCGGUGUCACUCCAGAGACUAUGGACAUGCAAGAGAGGCUAGGACUAACACUGCGGAAGCUUGUACCCGUGAAAGUAAUUCCCAAAAGGCGAAUCAUGAAAGGAUGA
This is a messenger RNA of Cornus florida, 1536 nucleotides long. RefSeq names its product iridoid oxidase-like. The transcript has 2 exons. Bases 1 to 1536 code for a protein of 511 amino acids. Gene Ontology annotation, molecular function: iron ion binding; monooxygenase activity; heme binding. The record is from RefSeq and is a predicted model, not a curated record. NCBI's taxonomy places the organism in Eukaryota, Viridiplantae, Streptophyta, Magnoliopsida, Cornales, Cornaceae.